Messenger RNA from Mauremys reevesii (Reeves's turtle), 2220 nucleotides. RefSeq lists its product as uncharacterized. Gene Ontology annotation, biological process: DNA integration. The annotation marks the transcript as partial. The transcript has a single exon. Gene Ontology annotation, molecular function: nucleic acid binding. The record is from RefSeq and is a predicted model, not a curated record. Lineage: Eukaryota; Metazoa; Chordata; Testudines; Geoemydidae.
CGAACUGUGCCAUAUGCCAUCAGGCCAAAAGUUGAAGCAGACCUGGAGCGCCUGGUCACCAAUGGAGUCCUAAUACCAGUUACCCAUAGCUCAUGGGCCACUCCUAUCAUUCCAAUAGUGAAGAAAGAUGGCUCUCUCCGGAUUUGCGGUGAUUUUAAAGUCACUGUCAACCCAGUGUUGUGUGCAGAGCAAUACCCGCUUCCCCGCAUCGAUGACCUCUUCGCAGGCCUGGCUGGGGGACAAAAGUUUAGUAAGAUUGAUCUGAGUCAAGCAUAUUUACAGAUGCAUGUCGAUGAAAAGUCCCAAGAGCUGUUGACUAUUGUGACUCAUAAGGGGCUUUAUCGAUACUGUCGCCUACCCUUCGGAAUAACGUCUGCUCCCGCCCUGUUCCAGAGGGCUAUGGACCAGAUCUUGUGUGGCUUGUCAGGAGUUCAGUGCUAUCUGGAUGAUAUCCUGGUCACUGGAAGAAAUGAAGAGGAUCACUUAAAGAAUUUAGAGGCUACCCUACAAAGACUGGAAGAGUAUGACCUACGAGUUUGCAAAGACAAGUGUGAAUUCUUCAAGCCCUCUGUUGAAUAUUUGGGACACAUCAUUGAUUCUGCAGGUCUUCAUAAGGCCCCUGCAAAAGUUAAAGCUAUUGUGGAGGCUCCCCCACCUCGAAAUGUAAGCCAGCUGUGCUCGUUUCUAGGACUACUGAACUAUUAUGGAAAGUUCAUCUCACAGUUAGCCACACUGCUAAGACCACUUCAUGAGCUCCUUGGGCAGAACAAGCCCUGGAAGUGGACUGAAGCCUGUGAUGUUGCAUUUAACAAAGCUAAGGAUGCAUUGCUAAAUUCCGAAGUUCUAACGCACUUUGAUCCAUCCUUACCCCUGCAAUUGGCCUGCGAUGCCUCCCCUUAUGGAGUGGGAGCAGUCGUGUCACAUAUUAUGCUUUCAGGAGAAGAGAGACCUAUUGCUUUUGCUUCACGCACUCUAAGCAAAGCAAAAACUAACUACGCCCAAAUCAAACGUGAGGCAUUAGGAAUUGUUUUUGGAAUUCGGAAGUUUCAUCAGUACCUGUUUGGGCGAAAGUUUACUCUUCUCACAGACCAUCAACCUCUGACAUCAAUUUUUGGACCCUACACAGGCAUUCCCCCAUUAGCUGCUAGUCGUAUGCAACGUUGGGCAUUGUUACUUUCAGCACACACAUAUGAAAUCAAAUAUCGGAAAUCCACUCUGCACGGCAAUGCAGAUGGCCUCUCAAGGUUGCCUUUGCCAGUCAAAUAUCAAGAUAGUGCCCAAAAGGAAAUCUUCUACUUUGAACAGGUAGAGAAUACACCCAUCACUGCUACUCAGAUAAAGAAGGCAACUCGCGUUGACCCAGUAUUGUCCCAAGUUAUGGACCUGGUGAUGCAUGGAAAAUCUCAACAAACCUGUCCGGUCUCACCCGACCUUGUUACCUACAUGUCCAGGAGGACGGAGUUAUCGGUCCAAUCUGGUUGUUUGUUGUGGGGGAGACGUGUCAUUAUUCCACCACCAUUAAGAUCACAGAUGUUAGAACAGCUACAUUCCGGUCACUGUGGAAUGGUGCGCAUGAAGGAAAUUGCACGAAGCUAUUUUUGGUGGCCUGGAUUGGACAGUGCUAUUGAAGAGAAGGCAAAAGCUUGUAUGUCAUGUCAGGGUGUGAGGAAUGCACCCCAGUGGGCACCCCUAUACCCAUGGGACUGGCCUGAAAACCCGUGGCAACGUAUUCACGUUGACUUCGCUGGCCCCCUUGAAGGAAGCAUGUUCUUGGUGGCAGUAGAUGCCCAUUCUAAAUGGCCAGAAGUCUCUAUAAUGCAGUCCACUACUGCAGAGAGUACUAUCCAAAAACUACGAGGACUCUUUAGUCAUUUUGGUCUGCCAGAACAACUUGUGAGCAACAACGGACCGCAGUUCGUCUCUCAGGAGUUUCAAAAUUUUAUGAAGGCAAACGGGAUACACCACAUCAUGUCAGCACCAUAUCAUCCAUCCACCAACGGAUUAGCUGAAAGAUUUGUGCAGACAAUGAAACACGCUUUGAAGUCAGCAAGGGGACAACACUCCAUUCAAAAGCGUCUGGAUACCUUCUUACUUUCCUACAGAAACACACCUCAUGCUACGACCCAGGCUUCCCCAGCCUUUCUAAUGAUGGGACAACAGCUGCGCACUUGCUUUGAUCUGCUGAAACCUUCUGAACCCCGACAAAUUGUGCAACAUCAG